AUGACAUUCUUUAAAGGGCAAAUGUUUUUAAUUUUGAUGAAGUCCAGUUUCUCUACUUUUUCUUUUGUCACUUGAACUAAUUUUUGCAUAUACUAUAAAGCAGAGGUCCAAAUUCAUUCACUUGCAUGUGGAUAUCCAGUUAUUUCAGUACAGUUUGUUGACCCACAAGUUCUGAUAUGUAGCAUGUUCAUUUUUAUUCAAUUCUAUUUUCUUAUUUCUGUUAUGCUUUCUUUGAUACAUGAAUGUCUAUUUUUUUUCUAACCCAUUUGUGAUCUUUCUAGGCACAUUUUGUAGUUGAUUUCUCACUUAAAUGCACUGCACUCAUAGAUUGUGGUAUAUAGGAUACUAGUUCUUUGAGACUUGAUAACAUUAUGGUCUAGCUAUAAAAUAGUCAAUUUUCAUUCCUUGUGUGCCUGUAAAGAAUGACUAUUCACUAGUUGGAUAUAAUGUUAUAUCUCUUAGAUCAAGUUUGAUAAAUUAGAUGUUUGUAUUAUUUGUAUCCUUAGUGAUUUCCUUUUUAAUCUACCUGAUGCCAUUAUUGGUUAAAAUGUGUUAAAAUCUUCUACAUUGUGGUUGGUUUCUCUGUUGUUGUUUUUUCUUUUAGUCCUGUUGAUUUUUUUUUAAUGUAUAGUUUUCAGUUAUUAUGGGAAGUUUUAAGCUCUCACAGGAGAGGGAAUAGUGUAAUCAGUUCCUAUCACCCUCCCAUCUUAACCAUUAUGAAUAUAUAUGUAUGGCCAAUCUUAUUUAUAUAUUCUUUCUACUCCCUCUUUUAUGCCCCGUCAGUAUUUAAAUCAAAUUUUAGACAUAACUAUUACUUUUUUAUGGACUCAAUGUUUAGAUUUACUCAUACAUUUAUCACAGUACUUGCUCACCAUUCCCUUCUACAGCCUGUCUAGAAUCAUUUUUCUUCUGCCCUAUAUAUAUAUAUAUUACAUUAUCCUCUAGAAAUCUUACUGGUAAAUUUUCUGUUUUUGUUUGAAAAUGUUUCUAAUCUUGUGCAUUUUCUAGAUAAUUAGUGCAGAACUUGAGUUGACAGUUAUUCUCCCUGAGCAUCUUGAAGAUACUAUUCCAGUUUCUUUUAGCUGCCAUUGUUGCUGUUGAGGAAGAAAUAGGAAGUCCAGUUUCUGUAUCUUUGUAGAUAAUCUUAUUGGCUAUUUUUUCUUUGGUAUUCUGCAGUUUUACUAGGAUAUGACAAAUAAAAGUGUGUCAUAAGUAAUUGAAUGAUAGUAAUUUUGAGCUAUUAGCUUUAAAUUUCUUAAUAUUCUAUUUCUAAGUUGUGAUUAGUGGUGGUCUGUAAACAAUUAAGUACAUAAGGAGUACUUGCUCUUUCAAAAGACCCAAUGUUGAAUCUUUAUGGAGUACUUGAUUCUUAAUUUGUCAGCUUUAUAAUUUUCUUCUCAAGAUGUGUAUAUGUACCUUGAUGUAAACAGGCAUAGUAUGCUUUCUGUAUCUUUCUACAGCACUAUUGGAAAUAAUUAUGAAAAAUGGAAGCACAGCUGGAAGUAGCCCUCAUUGUCGAAAACCAUCAGGUAGUUCUGAUCAAAGCAAGCCUAACUGCACAAAGGACAGCACAUCUGGUAGUGGUGAUGGUGGAAAAGGCUACACCAAAGACCAAGUAGAUGGAGUUCUCAGCAUAAACAAAUGUAAAAAUUACUAUGAAGUACUUGGAGUUACCAAAGAUGCUGGUGAUGAAGAUUUGAAAAAAGCUUAUAGAAAGCUUGCUUUGAAGUUUCAUCCAGACAAAAACCAUGCACCUGGAGCAACAGAUGCUUUUAAAAAAAUUGGCAAUGCUUAUGCUAUUUUAAGCAAUCCAGAAAAACGAAAACAGUAUGACCUCACAGGCAAUGAAGAACAAGUGUGUAAUCCACAAAACAGUGGUAGAUUUAAUUUCCAUAGAGGUUGUGAAGCUGAUAUUACUCCAGAAGACUUGUUUAAUAUAUUCUUUGGUGGUGGAUUUCCUUCAGGUAGUGUACAUUCAUUUUCAAAUGGGCGAGCUGGUUAUAGCCAUCAACAUCAGCAUCGACACAGUGGACAUGAAAGAGAAGAAGAAAGAGGAGAUGGAGGUUUUUCUGUGUUUAUCCAGCUGAUGCCCAUUAUUGUAUUGAUCCUUGUGUCGUUACUAAGCCAACUGAUGGUCUCAAAUCCUCCUUAUUCCUUAUAUCCCAGAUCUGGAUCAGGGCAAACUAUUAAAAUGCGGACAGAAAACUUGGGCGUCAUUUAUUAUGUCAACAAGGACUUUAAAAAUGAAUAUAAAGGAAUGUUAUUACAAAAGGUAGAAAAGAGUGUGGAAGAAGAUUAUGUGACUAAUAUUCGAGAUAAUUGCUGGAAAGAAAGACAACAGAAAAUAGAUAUGCAAUAUGCAGCAAAAGUGUACCGUGAUGAACGACUUCGAAGGAAGGCAGAUGCCCUGAGCAUGGACAACUGUAAAGAACUGGAGCGGCUGACCAGUAUUUAUAAAGGAGGAUGAGCUGGAAAUUGUUCAUACCUUUUAGUGCGCUCUUUCUUUUUCCUGUGAGUUUAGUUUUAUCACGAGCGCUAAAGAAAGUGACUUGUUAAACACUAAACUGAAUAGUUGGUCCCUGAAAUCUUGGACUCUUUAUGACCUACUGACUUCUUUAAAUAGUAAGGAACUGAAAACUAAAAUUGAUAUUUCAGUUAUGCUUCUGUAAUUAUUUUCACUUUAAAAGCUUAUAUGAUUACUAACUAAAAAUGUCUCAAGAAAGGAUUAUCACACCUGUAGCAGUUUCCAGUUUUAGUGAUUCUCCAUUUUUUCCCUUGUUAUGUAAAUAUUUAUGGAAUGAUCAUUUUGUGUACAUACAGGUUAUUGCCUUUUUAUUUAAAUUCUUUUAGUGUUUAGCUCCACGAGACACUUCAGUUUAAAUUGAUGGAGUAAAUGUUCUACGACAAAAUUACAUCUUCCUUGUCAGAUGUUAAAUGUGUGGAGUUUAAACACUGAAACUUUU
Messenger RNA from Miniopterus natalensis, 2963 nucleotides. NCBI's taxonomy places the organism in Eukaryota, Metazoa, Chordata, Mammalia, Chiroptera, Miniopteridae. The record is from RefSeq and is a predicted model, not a curated record.